Molecule: messenger RNA, 1580 nt
Organism: Ectocarpus sp. CCAP 1310/34
Lineage: Eukaryota; Phaeophyceae; Ectocarpales; Ectocarpaceae
Source: the annotation of a GenBank genome assembly
GCGUCCCGCAAGCGCGCCUCUCCCUCGGGAGGAGUGGAUCCCAUGACCACGCGCCUUCGAUCGGGAGCUAAGAAGGCUCGCCCAUCCUCUCGGGCCCGCAGCGGGAACUCCGACAGGAACGGCCAGAAGGGCGGCGGCUCGGGGUUGGGGGGCGGUUUGUUCAGAUUCGGAGGCGGCGGAGUCGGGGCGGCGGACGAGGAAGGGGGCGGCUGGAGCUGCGCGGUGAUGUAAUUUGACGACCGGGACGGGGGGGNACGGGGGGGGGGGACGCUGGACGGGUUUGUGUGAGUGCUGCUUGCUAUGUACGGCUUCUGUGCGCCCGUCCAAAGGGCAGAGGGGGAAGCGUUUCGGCGACAGAUUCCUAAGAGUAAAGGCCCGACACGCGUCGUGCGUUGAACAAGAGUGUCGGAGGAAGGACUGGACGAUUUCUGGAAGCGGGCGGGGCAAGUGCUGUGUACGUAGUGUAUGCGGUUAGGCAUAUAGAUUCGGUCGUUGAUGCUGUAGUUAGGUGUAGUUUUAAGGUUUGACACGUGGGGAGAGGGUUGGUUGCUGUCCUGUUGUUUUUUGUUCCAGCUUCAACCGCGAGCCAGCCCCGCUUUUUCCUGAAGCCCGCAUACUAAUGUACAUGCUUGCUUGUUGAUUACCAUGUACAUGCUUGCUGCUUGCCAUAGUUGGUGACCGUUGCACAAUUGCCAAGCGCAAUCUUGCUAUAUUAUCAUGCGGCUUAGCCUCUUCCUUUUUUCAUGUCUGGGUCUAAAGGGCGUUGUGUACGUUUCAAGGAUAUGUUUUUUUCUACGCACCUCUUCAUUAAGGUGUUCCAUUCCGCGAUCAUUUACCGCGGAUCUGUAAGCCCGCCCGUGCCAUGACUUGUAGAAGUAGCGGUAGAACACACCACGCUGUAGCGCCGGAACCUUUUUAAGCGGCGCGGAUCGAUCGCGCCCAACAGCAUGCGAGAAGAAGCGGGGGACAUGCUGGCUUUAAGUGCAACAAUGGCUUGCAGAGAGUAAGACACCGUGCCUCGUAAUAAGAUAGUGGGUGCACGGUUCGUCAGAUUGAUCAUGUGUCUCCUGUCGGCUUGGAGAGUUUGGGUGUUCCAUGGGUGAUUCAGAUAUGCCAACUUUGCAGCUGCGGCGUGCGUUGCUUCGCUCUACUUCAACAACUCAGGAGUUCGGCCCGCGUGUGUGACGCAUUUGGCCGGGGGUGGGGAGGAGGGGGCGGNGGGGGGGGGGGGGGGGGGGGGGGGGGGGGGGGGGGGGGGGGGGGGGAGGCUGGAGCUGGAAAUUUGCACCCCUCUUCAUUCGGCGGGCGUUGUUUGUUUGUUUUUUGUUUUUUUGCCGGGGACGGCGUUAACGGGCGGGUUGAGGGAUCGCUUUUCGACUUAUUUUCCUCUUUUCUGGGACCGGUGUUGAUACCCGCGUCUCUUUAGAUCGAAAUCGCUAAAAGUUUGAUGUUGAAGUUUCAGAACGUGUUGGAUGCCUGUCGCGAAAAAAUUCGCUGUUCGUGCCAUCCCCAAGGCUCGCCGGCCAGCCCGCACCACGAAACCACGAACGGCCUCGUCACGCAAGCACAUCACUCAGAUG